Symsagittifera roscoffensis is the source of this 2502-nucleotide messenger RNA. RefSeq names its product exocyst complex component 7-like. Gene Ontology annotation, molecular function: phosphatidylinositol-4,5-bisphosphate binding. Bases 9 to 2375 code for a protein of 788 amino acids. Gene Ontology annotation, biological process: exocytosis. Gene Ontology annotation, cellular component: exocyst. Lineage: Eukaryota; Metazoa; Xenacoelomorpha; Acoela; Convolutidae. The transcript has 18 exons. The record is from RefSeq and is a predicted model, not a curated record.
CAGGUAAAAUGGACACAGAAAGCAAUGUGUCUCCUCUGUCAGUAUUUGAAGAAAUAAAAUUGAAAAAUGGAGAAGUAUCCGAAAAUAUGCAUAAACAACUGUAUUCGUUGUUCAAGUUGCUCAAAUCGCUUGAGCGAAAUACAUUACCGCUUCAUCAAGAGACAUCUGGCCUACAGAAUCACCUUAAAAAUAUCGACGAAGCUUUGAAAAAUGUAUCACUAAUCAUGGGUUAUUAUCAAGUGCAUGGGAAGUAUGCUGGAAUUUUAUUCAAACAACCUAUCCUUGAUGUGCCGAAGCAUUUAAGUGCCCUUAAAGAAAUUAAGGAAGCAGAAGAAUUUUUCAACAGCGGUGCUUUUGGAACUGAAGCGAAGGAACUGAAAAACGACUUCGCCAAAGGAAACGAAAAUCUGUUCGCACACUUCAGAAGCGAGUUGCAUGCACUCGGAGAAUUAGAUGAAGCUCUAAUAUUGCAGUUACAUAGAUACACCGACGAGUUCAUUCAACGCUCUGAGUCUGAACUCAAUCAGAGGUUCCUUGCUGGAGAUAGGAAUAUAGGAGACCUUAAGGAUGUGGUUUUCUGGCUCUGUCGCGGAUUCAGCGAGGGUUUCGACAUCGUGUCUAGUUAUUCCUCAGCCAGAAGCGAUUUUUUUGCCCAGAUGUUGAAAGCAUAUGCAGAUAGAUGUCGAAAUCAUAGCGCUACCGAAAAGCAUAAGACCACUGAUUUCAACUUCCUCAUAACUUCACAGAAGUCAGAGCUGCCGCGUGUUCCAAGGUAUCAUCAGCGAUAUAGAAGCAGAUUGGUACGAACAGUCGGAGUCAAUCCCUCUGUGCACAUGGAGUCCGUAGGAUUAGGAAAUGACACGAUAAUGGGCUCGCUGCUGGGCAAAGCGGCCGAUGGUAUUUCGAAUGUAAUUGACACUGGGGUGGGCGGGGUUAAGAAGGUAGGAGUGCUCACCACUGAUGUAGUAGUGGGCACGGGAGAUGUCGUCCACAAAAUGGCCUCAGAGACAGCAGGGGUAGUGACCACCACACUCAGCGCUAUGCCACUUGUCAGUGGAGCCAUGCCGCUGUCUCAUUCUGAGCAGAAAAAUUCGUUCUUACCCGAUCCUUCUCUGAGUGACGUGGAUGUGAUGGUUUACGUGCAGAUAAUCUCCGCGUUUCAUGUACUCGCAGUUAAUGAGUUUCAACUAGUUGGUGAAAUUGUUCCACGAAACAAAGUGUCUCAAGCUUAUGAAGCGCUGUGCAAAGAAACAGCUAAGAAAUUGCGUUUUGAUAUUGAGAAGCUCAUUGGCGUGUGUACUGCCCGGAUGAAGAAUGCGAAGACUGAUUUGAGGCCCAUUCAAUGUCUCUUCCCCCUAGCAGAGUUUAUCAGACUGAAGUUCUUCGUCUCCGGUCUGGCCACCUCGGAAUCAGACCUUAACUCAAAUCAGACUCGUAUAUCGCCAACUAUGCAAAAAGAGCUUCUGUUUUUGUAUAGAAAAGUGACGGAUGCGCUCAAGUUCUGUUUAGACGUCUUCUACGAGAACAUAAAGAGUGAGAACCGAGUCGUCCCUGUUGAUGCGACAGUAGACGAGCUCACAGUCAAGUCAAUGACAUAUUUGGAUCUCAUCCUCUUCUACAGAAGCCUGUAUGCCGUAAUUGUGAACUUCAGCUCCAACUCGGAACUGGCUCGGGUGGCUUCUGCGGUAUUGACUGGAGAUAAUUCUGGGAAACCACAGUUUUUACCAAGAGAGUUUUACCAGAUGGAUGCUACGAGAGAACGCGAAAUCAUAUCAUCACUGUUCAGCUGUCUGUGUAGUAAGCUGAGUCCAGCGCUGUCGAAGAGCACUCCCAUGGAUGACAACAGAGACAAAUUGUUCAUUUUCAACAACCUCAAUUUCGUUCUCGACUCAAUCAAAAGAUUUGACGUGGCAGAGAUCUCUUGUUGUGAACCUGUGCAGGAAGCCAUUGCUAGAAAUGUGCAGGUCAUCCGAAUGGACUUCAUGUCCUGCUGGAGAAAACUGAAUAAUAACCUAAACAGAAAACCGAAUAUUGCACCAAGUGAACUGAAAGUGUACAAAGACAAGAUUAAUACUGGACGACUUGAUCAAAUCAAGAUGACAGACGUGGAGCGCGAGAGUCUGAAGAACCUGUUCAGUACCUUCAACACUGACUUCGAAGUGGUCACUAACUUACACAAGACACUUUCCAUUCCCAGUCAGGCGGCCUACGAAGACAUCAGGGCAGAAAUUGAGACUAUCAUUGUACAGCCAUAUGCCAAGUUCUACAACGAGUACCAUCAGCUGCCAUUCACGAAGUUCAGGGAGAAGUACGUGAAAUUUACUCCAGAUAGUCUGGUGCGAGCAAUUGACGAGUGCUACGGAUAUAGAAUAUAGAAGACAAUUUAAACUGCUAACAUUGAGCCAAGCAUGGGAAAGCUUGAGCUGUUCAUCGGACAUUAUUUAAAGGCCAUCUAUCAAAGUUUUAUUUUUAUAUUAAUUAAUAAUAAAUGUUUCUCUGAUA